Messenger RNA from Hippoglossus stenolepis (Pacific halibut), 1127 nucleotides. RefSeq lists its product as uncharacterized. Gene Ontology annotation, molecular function: transmembrane signaling receptor activity. The transcript has 7 exons. The record is from RefSeq and is a predicted model, not a curated record. NCBI's taxonomy places the organism in Eukaryota, Metazoa, Chordata, Actinopteri, Pleuronectiformes, Pleuronectidae. The coding region runs from base 117 to 824 and encodes 235 amino acids. Gene Ontology annotation, cellular component: plasma membrane.
AAACGCUCCGUGAACAAGCGAGGGCGGUUCUUCUUCAGAUCAGUUAGAGAAGUGACACGUUGGGUGUUUUCCUGUGAAGAAGGAAGUGAAGCAACGUUAAAGCUUCAGUCCUAAACAUGAACGCUCAUCUCAUCUUCAUCUUCUUCUUUCUCACAUCCUUGUUGCAGGACGGUCUCACUGACUCUGUGUACACUGGACCUGAAGGAGGAACCAUCACAGUUAGUUGCUUAUUUCGCCUCUCUGCAGAGAAGAAGCUUUUCUGCAGGAAGUCGUGUGGAGACGGAAACGUCCUGAUUGAGACAGACAGCGUCAGAGCUCAGAGCGGCAGAUACAGCAUCGAAUACGAAGAAGGAGUUUUUCUAACAUCUCCUACAUUUGUUAAUGUGACAAUAAAACAGCUGAGGAAGUCCGACUCUGGAAAUUACACGUGUGGUUUGAAGAGAACUGUUCGUAUAGACUCAACCAAAAGGGUUGAGAUCAUCGUCACAGACGAGGAACCUUCUCCAACAUCUUUCCCAGCAGCCACAGCUCCCACCUCCAACUCUCCUGAACCCAGCGAGCAGUCAUCUGCACUUCAGAUCACAGCUGUUCUGCUGACUGUGAGUUUCAUCAUCAUCACACUCUCAGUGACUGUGAUGGUUUUCUGCAGGAACAGAACCAGUAAACAAACAGAGUGUCCUGAAGCUCCAGGUGAAGACGAGGUUGAGAGAGAAUAUGAGGAGGUGGGAGACGGCCGAGUGAACUCCUCUUCCUCAGAGGAACAGUUUCAACUUUACUCUCUGGUUCAAUACAACGAAACAAAACAAACCGGAUCUGAUCUCUGACACACAAUCCUGCAACACAACAAGGUUGAAGACGACUCCAUCACAUGCACCUACACUGAGGUGGACUCUGACCUCAGUGACUCACUCUACAGCGCCCCCUAUAGACAUGUUCACACUGUGACUCAGGUACAGAUGAACUGUCAGUGAAGAAGCUUCAUGUUCUCUGUACUCGACUUUUGCUCCAGGUUAAAUGUAACUGUAACUGUAACUGUAACUCAGUAACUUCAUGUGACAGAUAGUUUACUCUUAAAUAGUAAAUAACUUUUAAAUAAUAUUAAUAAACUUUGUAUCUUUUUAUAUGCA